AUGUUCAUGUCAUGGAACUCGUUGAUCAGUGGAAUGGUGUCUGCCUGCUCCAGUAUGAAAGGACUGUGCCUUAUGGUUUACUAUGAACGACUUGUACAACGACCAUCUGAUGAGGCCCGUCGAGUACUGCAUUUUCUUGACGUGCCGUGGUCUGACGAUAUUUUGAAUCAUCAGGACAAAAUCGGUGACAAAAUCCGCCUAAAUCCAAAUGAGUUUUCUACCUCGCAAGUAAAAGAAAAAGUUAACGAUAAGGCAUUAACGUCAUGGUUCGGUUGCUACACCAGCGAUUUCCUCAAGAAAAUUGAUAAACUCGCUCCUAUGCUUCGAAAGCUUGGGUACGACACACGAUCAGAUCAACCUGACUACUCUGUAUUUCGCGAGAGACGAUUUUUAUGA
Molecule: messenger RNA, 396 nt
Organism: Ostertagia ostertagi
Lineage: Eukaryota; Metazoa; Nematoda; Chromadorea; Rhabditida; Trichostrongylidae
Source: the annotation of a GenBank genome assembly